AUGAAGUUCCUGUGUUUGCACGGUGCGAGCACCAACACUGAGAUCCUCGAGAUCCAAACAGGUGGCUUGAGACAAAAGCUUUCAGAAAAGGGACAUACCUUCAAAUUCAUGAACGGCAAAUUCGUGGCGCCAGUUGAGGGGGAGCUUGAAGGCGUAGUUGACGGCCCUUUCUUUAACCACUAUGAUCGCGACACAACCCCCGGCUCAACAGUAGCCCAGGCUAUCGAGCACACCCAAAACAUAAUCGCCAAGGAAGGACCCUUCGACGCGGUCCUAGGCUUCUCGCAAGGCGCCGCUUUGGCCGCUGCAAUGAUUAUCCAGCACGCAAAGGCGAACCCCGGUGCCCCGCCCCUCUUCCGUGCGGCUGUCUUCUUGUGCGGAGGUGCGCCUUGGGAGCAAUCUGGUUUGAUGCAGUUCAAGUCUGCGCCGGAUUUCCACCCGAUUAAUAUUCCAACGGCAAACGUGGUGGGCAAGCUGGACCCGCUCUAUGAGAGUGGAAUGGAGCUUUAUAAGCUUUGUGAGCCGUCUAAGGCUGGAUUUUAUGAUCAUGGGAUGAAGCAUAUGGUUCCGUUUGAUGCUGUGAACACUGAUGCUAUGAUUCGCGUUAUUGAGGAGGCUGUUGCGAAGGCUGUGGGGUAUUAG
This is a messenger RNA of Penicillium pulvis, 642 nucleotides long. RefSeq names its product putative DUF341 family oxidoreductase. Bases 1 to 642 code for a protein of 213 amino acids. Lineage: Eukaryota; Fungi; Ascomycota; Eurotiomycetes; Eurotiales; Aspergillaceae. The transcript has 3 exons. Gene Ontology annotation, cellular component: nucleus; cytoplasm. The record is from RefSeq and is a predicted model, not a curated record.